Sciurus carolinensis (gray squirrel) is the source of this 5251-nucleotide messenger RNA. RefSeq names its product FYN binding protein 2 (gene Fyb2). The record is from RefSeq and is a predicted model, not a curated record. Gene Ontology annotation, cellular component: plasma membrane. The transcript is spliced from 20 exons. Gene Ontology annotation, molecular function: protein binding. Gene Ontology annotation, biological process: integrin-mediated signaling pathway; T cell receptor signaling pathway; protein localization to plasma membrane. Lineage: Eukaryota; Metazoa; Chordata; Mammalia; Rodentia; Sciuridae. The coding region runs from base 377 to 2566 and encodes 729 amino acids.
GGGCAUGUUCCAUUCCUCACCACCUCCUGAACACAGAGCAAAAUGACAUCCUGGAGAGGGAGUGACACGGAUCAGCCUGGGAGCAGGGAGGAGCUGCUGCUGAACCGUCUGGGGUCUCUGGGUCUGUGCACAAAGGGGGCCCUGCAGGCGCCCUGCCAAGCUCCCAGGAUGGAGGCGGGCCCAUGCCCAGCCCCAGGCGAGGGAGGAGCCACGACCCAGGUGGAGCAGGUGGAGAGCCUGGGCUCAGGUGUGUCCCAGGCAGAGGCGGGAAGUGAUUGCUCCCUGGCCGGGGGAGGCAGAGGAGAGCCUGCGGUGGUCUCCAGAUCCUGCUCCGCGAGGCGGGUUUGUCUCCCAGACUCUGCCUCGGAGGAAAGCCAUGGAAGAGGAAGGAGUGAGAAACUUCAAGGAACUUCGAGCCAAAUUUCAAAAGUUUGAUGCUCCAACGCUUCCAGGACCUAUUAAAUUCCCAGCAGGUGUUUCUCAAAAGGGUGACUUGGUAUGCACAAGGCCAAUUCAGAUCCUGGCCAAGGAGAAACCCCUGUCUUCUAACCAUAGUCAGCUCCCACCACAUUCCUGCAGUGGUGAGUUCCGGCCUCAUAAAACCCAGAAAACCAACGUGGCCCAGAGGAGUGAAACUCAGAAGAGUUCAAGUUCCCCAGGACCUCCAGCAAAGUCUCAUGUGUGUUCUGCAGGAAAAUUCCAGAAGGCCUCUCUGCUGUUAGAUGUGACUGGGUCAAACACCGAGAACACCACCAAGGAGAGAGUGAUGACAUCCAGCAGCUUCAGAGACAAGCUCAGGAACUGGGAGAAGGUUUCCUCUCAGAAAAAUGAGACCUCAUCAGCCCUUCUCCUUGCUGAUUGUGAAGGGAAGGCCUUCCAUUUGGAAGGGCAAAAAGGCAUGGGGCUUGUCCAAGAGAAGCCCAGGAAAAAGCUGGAAACCAAGGGAGCCCAGACCCUACCUUCUCAGAGGCACUUGAUGGCCCAAAGAAAAUCACUCACCACCUCCAAAGAUUCCUCUUCUCUACUUUCUCCAGGUGGCUGGAAGAGCCAGGAAAUUCCUGGUCCUGAGAGGAACCUGGCAGGCAGUACCUGCCAGGCUGUUUAUGAGUGUGAGCUUGCCAACCAGGCCCCAGUCUCAGAAAAACAGCCAGAUAUCAGGCAUCAUCAGUUUCCCAAAACAAGACCACUGCCUUCCAUUGAAUCCCUGGGUCCUCCUCCCCCAAAACCAUCAAAGCCUCCCAGUGUGAACCUCCAGGUCUUCCAGAGGCAGCCAGCUUCUAUUGCCAAGACCCCAAAUGAAGUGACCAUAAAAGAGGGCUGCCCACCUCCGGAGAGUGCUGAAUUUGAAGAACCACAUAAUUAUGAGGCAACAAUUUCAUAUCGGAGACACUCUGGCAACUCCAUUAACCUGUGCACUGCAAAAGAAAUUGCUGAUUCAACUUAUGAAGUUGGCAUUGAAGAACUCCAAAAGCCUUGGAAGAGUUUUCUCCAUCAAGAACUUAGCCCUAAACAUGAAGAUCCAGAUAGAAGAACGAAGGAAUCAGAGCCUCAUAUGAUGGAAAAGGAUCCACAUGCAAACAAUCCUUCUAAGGUGGAUGUCUGCGAAGGGGCACCUGCAAAAAUCCAGAUGACCAGAAUCCAUGGAGGCCGAGGGAGCAUGCCAGAUGGGAAACAGGAAACCGUCACCGACAUCCUUCAGACGAAGAUUUGCCCGGAGGACAUGAAGCUAGCCAGUCACUCUGAAGGCCAGAGUGGGUACGUGGAGGCUUUGGAGGUGACAGGAGAAACCCCAGGCCCAGGUGCCUUUAAGUCAAGCCCCCUCCCGGAGGAGACCUAUGACGAUGUGGAGUAUCCUAGGACAGAUGUACCAAAGUUGGACUUCUCCAGUUCUUUCACCUCAGAUAGCGAAGAAAAUUGUGAAGAAAUAUAUGAAGACAUCUAUAAAACAAAAAGCAAUUACCCCAAAAUAGAUUUAGAUGGAAAAGAAGCACUUAAAAGACUGCAACAAUUCUUCAGAAAGGAAAAGGGUAGAUUUAAAAUGAAGAAAACCAAGUCUAAAGAAAAUGUAAGUGCAUUUUCCAUUUCACUGCCUGAUUUAGAACUUAGGUCUCAGGACGUUAUCAUCUAUGAUGAUGUGGACAUAAGUGAAAAAGAGUCAAAAGAUGAAGAUAAAAUGAAAACUUGGAAGCCCAAGUUUUUGAUACCAAAGGGGAAAAAAGAGAAGAAAGGUGCUGAUGGAUCAGAAAGGUGUGAACACAGUUUUUCUCCUAGAAAGUUCUUCAGAACCAAGAAGCAAAACUUAGAAAAGAACAGAAUGGGAAGAGAAGAAAAACUUUUUAGAGAAAGAUUUCAGUAUGACAAAGAAAUUAUCGUCAUCAACAGAGCGGUGGCAUGUUCCAGUAAUUCAAGAAAUGGAAUAUUUGAUUUGCCAAUAACUCCUGGAGAAGAACUGGAAGUCAUUGACACCACUGAACAAAACCUAGUGAUAUGUCGCAAUUCUAAAGGGAAAUAUGGAUAUGUACUCAUUGAACAUCUAGAUUUCAAGCAUCAAGAUUGGUCCAGAUAGAAAGGUCAAGAUCAGAAGGGAAAGGCUGCACAACUGAGAGGGGAUCCUAGCGUCUUAGUCCUGCCUCGCAGCAGUUUCAGUUCACAUGUCAAUCGCUGGGUACGGUGGCACAAACCUGUAAUCCCAGCGGCUUGGGAGGCUAAGGCAGGAGGAUCAUGAGUUCAAAGCCAGCCUCAGCAAAAGUGAGGUGCUAAGCAACUCGGCGAGACCCUGUCUCUAAAUAAAAUACAAAAUAGGGUUGGGGAUGUGGCUCAGUGGUUGAGUGCCCUUGAGUUCAGUCCCUGGUACCCACACCCCAAAAUGAGAUGGAAUCUAUGGAAACUUUUGUUGGGCUCUUGGAAGAAAAAACAAGAAAACCUCAACACUUAGUUGUUGAUUUUACGCCUAAGAGUUUUCUCUUUCAAUGUUUUUUUCACUGCUGGUUUGAGAAAAUGUGGAACUGUGUAUGCGAGAACUUGUUUAAUGAGUCAUAUCCAAACUUGGAAAUCAAGACUAUUCAGUUGUGCAGAAGGCUGGUUUGCUUCUAAUAUUAGUAUACAAAAGUUUGUAAUUUCUAGAUAUUAUAGUUUAAAUUUGGUACAAUUAAAUUCUGGUAAUGAAGAUCCUCCAUAUACUCAAAUUUAAGAUACAUUAAACAAUUCUGACUUAAUCUUUUUAAAAAAACCAAGGUGUAAGUGUCCUUUCACUUUAUCACAAAAACAAUCUGAUCAAUGCUAUUCAACAGUGGUUUCCUUUGGGAAUAGGCUGCUGAAAAACAACUUUAAGUUAAACUAGUAUCAUUUAAAGGUGUUUCUAAAUAUAUUUAACAAAAUCUAAAAAAUAUGUGCUAUCUCACUUUAAAAUAUUAUUGCCUAAAAUAAGGACAAUUUUGUCUAUGCUCCAAAACUUAAUUCAAAUAGAAUUCAGUAUUUUUACUUAGAUGAAAUGGAAAUUAAAAAGCAGAGCUGUAAACAAUGAUUCUAUUUUUUUUUUUACUGAUGUGCACUGCAUGUCAGUGAGAUUUGAAAACAGUUGAAUGCAUAUAUAGCAUUUAUAUAAGUGGCUUUAUAUGUACUGAAAUACUGGAGAAUUUCCUUAGUUCUUUAAGCAGGGCAAUUCUGGCCUUCAAGGAUACAAGGGUUACAAGGCCUCUUGCUUUAUACAUUGAGACUAUUUUUUAAGCUCCUACACUCUUUUCGUAUUUUUUUGCAUGUUCUAAAUGGCACUUGCUUUAAUAAAGACCAAGUUUAUUCUAAAAGAAAGAAAUCAAAGGUAUUUGUAUUGUUCAGAGUUUUGACAAUAGCAUAAUUAAAAUUAUGAAUGAAAUGGCUGGAGGAUUAAGAAAGGCAUUAUAAAGGUGAUACUGAAGCUCGCUCUUUUGAAAUAAAGCACAAGAUGGAGAAUGCCAUGCUCUGGCGACUAUGAAGACAUCUAAGGCAAAUGGAGUGGGAAGACUGCUGGGAAGCAGGGUGUUUGGGCUAGGAUGCAACCCAGCAUGCUUAAGCCUUUUGCUCUAGAAAGUGGUGUGCCACUUAAGGGUUAAGCAGGAAGAAAAUGCCACAUGUUUGGGGAAAGGGAAGUGUUUUAGCUUUUUUUACCACUUGACCUAAAGACCUGACAAGAACAAUGUUAGAGAAGGAAAGUCUAUUUGAUGGUCAAGAUUUCAGGUCUCAGACCACAGAUGGUCAACUCCAUUGCUUCAAGUCUAAGGUGAUGCAGAACAUCAUGGUGGAAGAACAUCACGUGGGGAACAAAAGUGGCUCAGGACAUGGCAAUCAGGAGGUAGAAAGGGAGAACUCCCUCACACAGACAAAAUAUAUGCCCCAAAGGCAUGCACCCAGUGACCCUUCUCCUCUUGCCACACCCUACCUGCCUAAAGUCACCAGUUAAUCCAUCAGUCAAGCAGAUUGAUGCGUUGAUUAGGUCAAGGUGCUCUAACCCAAUUGUUUACUCUCUUGUGCUGUCUCGUACAUGAGUCUGGGGGUCGGAGGGACACCUCAUAUCCAAACCAUAACAGGAGGCAAUUGCAUAGAUGAUAGAUAACAGGGGGAAAAGACUAUUUUUGCAAUAUUCUAAGGAAAAGGCCAUCAAGUCUUAAUUGAGGGUAGCAAGGAUUGAAGUACAUAGUACAAGAGCCCCAUCAGAGAUAAAGGAGACAUGUUGUCUUGGUGACUUCUCAGUCAGUUGAGAAUAAUAAUAAGGGAAUGACUCCAAGACUUUUUUUCAGGAGAUGAAAUUAAGGCUCAUACAAAGGGAUAGUAAUUUAUUUCUGCUUGCACUAGGGUCCAUGAACUCCUGAAUUAAAUUUACUAUCCAGUAAUGGGCACUUGUGGCCUCUCCUACCUUCUAGUCCAAGACUUUCUGCAGUUGAUACUGCAGCAGAGGACGAUUAUGGCAUGUGGGCAAGGAAGUGAGUGUGAGUAUACAGCUAGGCUCCUUUCGAGCAGUAGUCCUGUUCAAAGAGAAGUCACUUCACUGAACAAUGAAGUAUUUAAAUCUUGGAGCGGCAGUGGGAUUAAAUCUGAACUGAGAUACAGAUGGCCCUUGCAUUUUUACCUUACCACAGAGCCUCUUCUAAUUCAGUGAUUCAUCUCCUCUGGGUCUCAAUUCCCUCAUUAGUAAAAUGGAGCUAAAAACACUCAUCUACCUUACAGUGAUGUUAUGCUGUAACAUAAUUUAAGUAGAAGUGUUCUACAAUCCUUAAUA